AAGUGAUAAUUUAAUUAUCGUAAUAAAAUAACCUGGCAUGUCGCAAACUUCAGUAAUAUGAUGGUGUAGGAAGUGCCAUGUAAAAAUCCCUGCCACGUCCCUGUAUGGGAGGUCCAUAACUUUCUAACGAUGGGCUCGGAUAUAACCUCUAGCCCGAUCUUCGACGGCAUUUCUGAAGGUGGAAAAUUGGUUUUUAAUUAUACAGAACGAAUCAGUUCGAUAAAAAAUUCAUUACUUCCUUUGGUGGUUAGCCCGACAUUUAAGGUACUUCGUUUCGGUUCGGCUGAUUUUCACUAAUGCGAUGGACAAUAAUAUCAGCGACACCAAGUAUGGAUAUAUACGACUUAAUAAUAGUAAACGAACAUGAACGUGCGUAAUGUAUUUCCGGAGCUCUGACAUUUCUGACAAUAAGGCCUAUUGAAAUAAGUUUCCUUCCCGAUUCGAUCCUUAUGUUCAGUGGUUUAAACAAAAGGUCAAGAUCAGUAGCUUUGCAAAACACCUUUGCCACUGGGACCCUGGAAAGAUGACCCCAAAAACUAGAGGUUAAUCGUGCAAUUCUGGCCUUCAUUUACGUUUAACAAAGGACAAUAUCUGAUGAUUCUAGUCCGGAUAUCACGUGACUGCUUAUCCUCCACGCGUGACAUCGUUUUCCCGCCAAACAAAAGCUUUGCAUUUUAAAAGAGUUCUUUAGAGUAAUUUCAUGCUUUUUGCCUUCGUUUAAGCACAAUUUUAAACGCUUGGGUAAAUAUUUUUCUUGAGUAACCGAACUAGGGAAGGACAUAACGAUAUCUGUGGUGACCUUGUGACAUAUCGGGUCGAAGGAACGGUGACAGAGCGUUGCAGUGCUUCUCAGCACGGUGUGAACUAUAGUCGUUCGUUUCAUACUGGCAAAACAUCGCUACAGCUGAACGGAGUGGAGGCUCCGAGGAUAUGGAAUUAGCUACUCACAGUGAGUGUUGUGAUAAGCGCGUUGAUGAUAAGGAUCUUGUGAAUAUGUAUGGAGGUGUGGCAUAUGACCAUGAUAGCAUGCCAAAACUUCUUGCUGUGCACUUUUCAGCACAUGAAAGAAUGAAUUCAGGGGUCAACCAUGCAGAAAAGCCACAAUGUUCCACGGUGGAGUCGAUGAUCAAGAACUGGCGCUCGAUUUUAAUUGGAAUCAGAAGCAGCUCAGAAGGACUUGGGGAAUUAACCAGCCAGGGAUCAUAUAUUGAUCUGAAAGAACAUUUAGAGUCGGUUACAAAUGUGAAAGGAGUUUCGUUGACGGAGUUUGGUUUGGAGCAUUUCAUUCAAGGUAAUUCACGAGCUUACAAUUCGAUAUCCUCAACUUCGGCCGCAAGGGAAUUUUAUGACAAGAGAUCACCAUAUAAUGGGACGUUGGUAAACGACCACGAUAACUCCGAUACGAAAUACAGGUUAAGCUGUGACAAGAUUGCCACAGGCGAUAAUCAAGCAGGCAAGUCACUAAUACGUCACUUGUUGCUUAACAAGAAUGAAGACAAUUUCAAGUGCUCAGCGGCUGUUGCAGAAUUGAUCCCACCAUCUGAAACAUGGUCCUCUUCGGUUAAUUUAAGCGCAAAUUCUUUUACAGCUUCUGACCUCGGGAAGCAGAAUAAUGACAAGUUAGAGACCCUUGAAUGGCGUAAUGUUGGUGUGUUGGCCGAUACUCAGAAAUACUCUUUUGAGUUUUAUACUGACAAGAAUUCAAAGCUUUUUACAGACAAGGAUUUGAAAGCAUCAUCUGGCAAUGACUGUCGUCGACGAAAAGCAGAUGAAAGCGUCAAAACUGAAAAUACACCUACCUCUUCCAUGAAAACUCAUGAUUUCCCCGUCGGCAAAGAUAUUGGAAUUGCUGAUCGUUCAGAGGCAGACAAAAAGAAUCCAAAAUCCUCCUUUGGUAGUGUCAAGUUAUUAGAAAUAAAUCCGCUUGGAUGUGAUGCAAAGAAACGUCAAACUGACUGCUUAAUACCUCGCAAACGGCCACGGAAGUCAUUUCCAAGGAAGCUCAAUCCAGGCAGAGGAAAUUUUGAUUUUGACCUCCUUAGCAACUGUAGUGAAGAAACGCUAAGUGCUGAUGAAAUAACUCCAGAGCUGUCCCCUCAGCGGUGCACAUCAGUGGCCUCUCCCGUUCACAAGGAUGGGUGUACUUCAAUACUUUCUUCUAGACGUGACCUAUGCAAACCAGUAGUUUCUUUUGGGAAAGGACAGCAGAGUGCAACAGCGGUUGCUGCAGUAAAGGAUGAACAAAGUUCAAUUGUGGCUUCCUUUGAAGAGGAAGUGAAGGGUUGUGAAGGUAGUUGCGCUGAAAGGGAAGAACAGAGGUCACCAGUAGUUUCUACUGAAAAGGAAAAGAAGAGUGUGGUAGCAGUUCAAUGCAAUACAGAACUUCCUCCUGAAAAGGAAGUCCAGAGUAUAUCUAAAGUUUCUCUCGAUAAGAGAGACCUAUCUGAAGCGUGUGUUCUUCCUGAAAGCAUGGGGUCUCAUCGAGUAUCACAUAGAGGGACAAAAAUAGUCUUCAAGAGGACCGGAGGUGUAUGGUCAGUUUCCUCACCGACGAACUUAGGGGUCGGAGCAGACAGAGCGAGUAAAGAAAUGUGUAGCUCUGGCAAACCAAUGCAAAGUACUGGGAAUGUACCCAAUGCUGCUCAAGAUUUCAACGACCUCUAUCGUGAAAAACCAACUGAAAAGAUUUGCGUUUUCACCGGUCGGCCAAUUGCUUCUCUUUUAAGCGCUGAGGAGCCCUGUUUCUCUUCCGCGUUAGAUCGGGAAGCACGCAUCAAGGAACUACUCAUUAGACAAGAGAAGCUUUUGGCACAAAUGCGGCAGCAGACAGUGACGUCUCAAAACUAACCAGAAUGAUGCACAACCAGUUACACAGUAUUAUAAUUGUCGCAAGCGGUUUGGUUGUGUUUUGUUUUUAUCUCAUGUAAAGACUUUUACUGCGUAGAAAGUUUUGGUCUUUCUGCAGCAAACCAAUGGAUGUUGGUGUUUACAAAGCAAGGUCUUUUUUACGCUUACGAAAUGCUUUCUCGGUGAUAAGUUCUUGUUUUCGUAAUAUAGUGAUAAAUUGCUGUGGAUACUAUUUUUCCUUUUAUAAUAGUUACUUUGCAAUUUUGCAGUCAAAAUUCCUAAAAGCUACCUUUCGCGCUGCAUCAGUCGGUAUAGCGACGAAAACUAGUUAGAUCAUUUAAGUUUGAACAUUCAAGUAGUAUACACCUUUUGUUUCAAUCACACCUUCAUUUGAAUUACAUGAAAUAUGAUCCUUGUGCUAA
Messenger RNA from Pocillopora damicornis (cauliflower coral), 3269 nucleotides. RefSeq lists its product as uncharacterized. Lineage: Eukaryota; Metazoa; Cnidaria; Anthozoa; Scleractinia; Pocilloporidae. The record is from RefSeq and is a predicted model, not a curated record.